Molecule: messenger RNA, 627 nt
Organism: Loa loa (African eye worm)
Lineage: Eukaryota; Metazoa; Nematoda; Chromadorea; Rhabditida; Onchocercidae
Exons: 6
Coding region: 1-627 (208 amino acids)
Biological process (GO): small GTPase-mediated signal transduction; post-Golgi vesicle-mediated transport
Cellular component (GO): cytosol; membrane
Molecular function (GO): zinc ion binding; guanyl-nucleotide exchange factor activity
Source: RefSeq, a predicted model, not a curated record
AUGAGCGUGGAUGGGACCAUUGCCCUGAAGAAUUUAAAUAACAUUUACAACAGCAUUCACAACUUCAUUGCUCUAGCUGAUAAGGGAAACGGUUCGGAUAUUGCGUUAAAGCUACGGUACUUGGAAGCAUCACUCGAACAAUUGAAAGAUUCCAUCGAUUCUACUUCUGAUAUAGUUGGGAACGAAAAUUACCAACGUGCAAAGAUAGCUGACUUGAAUCGGCGGAUUGCACUGAAAGACGGUCUAAUCAAUUCGUUUCGGAAUGGACAGCUUGCACUGGUAGAUUUAGCGAAUCUUUCUGCCAAUAAUCGAAACGCGCUUCCCAUUCAUUGCAUGCAAUGUAAUUGUGCGAUAUUGUCUCCUAAUAUUGCGUCCUUUGUGGAUGCCAAGCCAUUUUCUCUACCGUUCUGUCGACAGACACAAAACAGUACUUCGAUAAGCGCGGAAAUCAUCAAUUCAUGGUGGCAGGUUGAGAGAAUGUUCGAUUUUGAAAAUAUUGGUUUUACGCAUGCCCACGAUGGUGUCAAAUAUUUGGUAUGCGCGAAUUGUGAGGAUGGUCCUGUAGGCUAUCUAUGUCCGGUGACCAAAGCUCACUUUGUUGCCGUAUGUCGUGUCAAACAGGAAUAA